CUGUGUGUACUGCUGCUGUGUGAAGUGGAGGCAGUCGUUAUUGAUGGGGGGCGGACGACCCCCCCCUCCCCCCCAGAUGAGUCCAAACAUGGGUUUCUUCACUUAAAGCUGCUGUACAGGACGAACCAUGUGGAGAGUUAAAGGUUUUGUUGGACGAGUUCUGCAUCGAUGCUAUGGCAACAGCCCUCUGCGACUGCCACAGAACCACCAUGUGGAGGACGAGGUCAUCAACAGCUCGACCGUCCUCUCUACCUCUCGACACACCUCUGACAUCAGCUCUCAGAAGGAGGAGGAUGGAGAGAGGAGGAAGAAACAGAGGACCUUUCAAUUUGGCUAUGCUGAGCUUCCACGUUACACAGCUCUGGAUGCAGUGGGAUGGGGUGCUGCAGCAGUUCUGUUCAUGCAGUUCUGUAAGAGGAUCCACUCCCGGCUCUCUUCAGGGUCUGAGCCGAGUCCGAUCCCUGGUGCCCGGACAGCACCCUCCACCCUACACAAAUGUGGCUACCGCAUCCUGCUGGAUAUCUUGCCCAAACGUGAUGUCCUGCCCAGAGGAAGGAGUGUGUUGUGUCUGCAGGGGGUGCCAGAGAGUCAGAACCAGGAUCAGUCCCUGUCUCAGAGCAGCAGCAGCAGCAGCAGCAACAGCAGCAGCAGUGCAGGUGACACCAGUCUUCACAGCAGUAGUGAGCAGGACUAUCUGACUUCUGCCAUCUCUGACCCACAGAGGGCACUCCUGCACCAGGAUUCAUCUAUACCCGAGGAAUCACUUCUGUCAGCGUCCUGUCCUCUGCAGAAUGAUGCCAGCCAAGACAACACAAAGACAACAGAUGCUAAUGACAAGGACAUGUUGUCGAGUGAGGAGAGGCUGGCAGGAGCAGCACUGAACCUCAGACAUGUGGGAGACACCAGUGUUCCUGUUAUCCUCAACAUCAUUGGUCUAGAAAGUGCCAAGGGUGAGAACUACGAGGAAGCUUUUAUAUGUUUUGUUGCUGCAGCUCGGCAGGGUUACAGCAAAGCCCAGUUUAACUUGGGUGUGUGCUACGAGAAAGGCAGAGGAGUCAGCAAGGACAAAGAGAAGGCUCUGUAUUACUACUGGCAGGCAGCAGCUGGGGGUCACAGACAGGCUCAGUACCGCUAUGCAAAGCUGCUCAUGACCAGCAGGGGGCACCAGAGUUUAGAGGAGCUGAACGCAGCCAUCAGCUUAUUGGAACAGGCUGCUGCAGCUGGACUCACCAAGGCUCAGGUCUGCCUGGCCUCGGUCUACUCUCACGAGCUAGUGAGAGACGGGAGCAAGUCAGUCCAGUACCUGAAGAUGGCAGCAGAGAGCGGAGACGACACUGCCCUGCUGUUCCUGGGUCAGUGUUUUGAGAGCGGCUUUGGUGUGCAGCAGAAUCUGAGGACAGCAAUUGAAUACUACAAACGAGCCGCUCGAGCUGGCAACAAGCAGGCUAAGAGCUUACUGACGCCUCCUAAUGACAUGCUUAAGGCAGAAGAAGCAGUGCUGCGCUCCAUCCGUUCAGCUCCAUGUUUCUCUGUAGCCGAUCAUCGGCUCCAGCAGCCGCUCUCCUCUCUGGCCAGUUGCAUUGCUCCCUCCACCGGUCACCCCGUGGCCCUUCCCCUCCUGCCUCACUCCUGGAGCACCGGGAACUUGUGUGUCCCCCCCACGCUGUCUACCACGCAUCUUCACCUCCAUCCACAAAGUGCUGAGGGAGGAACCUGCCAGUGGACUGUAGGGAUAGGAUAGUUGACCUUUGGCACAGGCCAAACUGAGAAAUGUGUUUUAUGUGAAUGUAUUUUCACCAGAGGAGAAUGGUCAGUGUGUUUUAGGUGUGUACAUAAUUGUGAAUCAAAAUAAGUGGGUUUUUUAUAAGUCUGAAAGAGUUGUUGGAUACAAAGUCUUACAAUAUUAGUGUAGAAUGACAUGGAAGCUUUUUUUUAUUAUUUGUUUCUAUACAGUACAGUGUUUUCAGUGAAAUAAGUUCUCCUGUGGUUAAGAAAAUGUCAUCUCGUGCCUUUGGGUGGGGUGAAAAUAUCAAGUGGUGACUUGUUUCUCUCCCUACUAAUGAGGGAUAAAUUACUCUCUGUGCUUUACAUUAGUGUCAUACUUUAACCUUCAGUAAUACUGGUUGCUAAAUCAGUGAAAUGGUCCAUUGUUGUCUAUUCUUGUAAGAGACAAAAAGGGAAAUCACUAAGUUUUUUUUUUUUAUAGUCCAGCAUAACUAAGCCAAAGUGAAUUAUGAUGCACUAUGAGGAGGAUGUUCUACUGUUAUGCGCACAAGUAAAAUAAACAAUCCUAAAAGUC
This is a messenger RNA of Morone saxatilis (striped sea-bass), 2299 nucleotides long. RefSeq names its product DAP3 binding cell death enhancer 1 (gene dele1). Bases 128 to 1741 code for a protein of 537 amino acids. The transcript has 12 exons. Lineage: Eukaryota; Metazoa; Chordata; Actinopteri; Moronidae. Gene Ontology annotation, molecular function: protein binding. The record is from RefSeq and is a predicted model, not a curated record.